This is a messenger RNA of Danaus plexippus (monarch butterfly), 1186 nucleotides long. Its product is annotated as protein lifeguard 4-like. The transcript is spliced from 5 exons. Gene Ontology annotation, biological process: negative regulation of apoptotic process. NCBI's taxonomy places the organism in Eukaryota, Metazoa, Arthropoda, Insecta, Lepidoptera, Nymphalidae. The record is from RefSeq and is a predicted model, not a curated record. Gene Ontology annotation, cellular component: membrane. Bases 146 to 886 code for a protein of 246 amino acids.
GUGAGGUGUCAGGUACGUCAAGUUGGUCUUAAUCAAUAAAACUACUAAGAACUAAAUAGUGUUACGAAUAUUUUCGAAGAACUUCUUUAUUUUGUUCAGAUUUUUCAUAAAGAAAGUUAUUCAGAAGAAGUAAACGCUUUCUAAAAUGGCUGGCAUACCGUUGAUGUAUGCUCAAGAAGAUUGUGAGCUAGGAGGAAAGGACAAUAUUGAGGAUGACUUUGCUUAUCGCAACAAUGUUUUAAAUGCGGACAAGGAAAUCAGGCUUGGCUUUAUUCGCAAGGUGUAUGGACUGCUGACUGUACAACUCUUAGCUACAGUCGCCAUAGCCGGAGUAUUCCUCCUCGUUAAACCUGUGCAGCUGUUUAUUCAUCAAAAUGACUGGAUGGUACUUGUUUCAUUUAUCAUGAGCAUGGGGAUUUUGUUAGCCCUCAUCGUCAAGAGGAGAGACUAUCCUGCAAAUUUGUAUUUACUGGCUGCAUUUACUGUCAUACAAGCGUAUACUAUUGGUGUAGUUGUAUCCUAUUGCGACACUCUAGUGGUGCUCCAGGCUCUAGCGAUAACAUUUACUGUGGUAUUUUCUCUGACCCUCUUCACUCUCAACACAAAACGUGAUUUCUCCUUUGUUGGCUAUGGCCUCGUUGCUGCACUCUGUGUGCUCAUUAUUGGAGGUAUCAUCCAAAUCUUCCUGCAAAGCUCCUUGUUUGAGAUUGCGUUGUCGUCUGUAGGAGCUAUCUGCUUCAGUCUGUUUCUGAUCUUCGACACGCAACAGAUGAUGACCGUACUGUCCCCGGAAGAAUACAUCCUCGCCACCAUAAAUCUUUACAUGGACAUCUUGAACCUGUUCCUAUACAUCUUGAGAAUCCUGUCAGAGUUGAACAGGAAUUAAUUAUCUGUAGAACUUUCACAGACUAUAAAUUUUAUUUAUAUUCGAAUCACAUUCCUUUAUAGUUUAGCUGAAAUUUUAAAAGUGUUUUAAUUAAUCAUUGUAAAUUAUAUGUAUUCCAUUACCAUUUUAUUUAAUAUUUUUCCAGUAUUAUAUGUUCUGUAUUUCUGUCCUGUCAGUGGAAGGCUGUGAAAGCGAGAAUAGACCUUGAAAAUAUAAUUAUCGUAUAUGAAAUAUGUCAAAAUAUAUUUUCAUGAAUGUACAUAAUUAUUGUGUUUAAUAAAUUUUAUUUACUCGUUUCAA